CCUCAUCUCUUGGACAUAGCCAGGGUCACUUUGUGCAGGCACAGCCAACGAGGUGUCUAGUCGCAGCGCAGCGCAGCAAGCAGCCAAAGCACAGCACAGAUGGUCAGCUGCGCUACUCAUGCUGCUGCCUGCCACAUGCGUGGCGACUUGGGGUUUGAACGAAGCGAUGGGUAAGACCCCGUGGGUCAUCUGGUAAAUCACAUCUGCGAAGGCGAUUCUUCUUGAUACUAAUCGAACAGCAUGGAUGCUCCCCGGCCAGCCUCGGUGGGCGCUGUCAGCGGCGACAGCAAGCCUGACCCGGCGACUGAUCCGGCCCCUGGUUUGGGCGGCCUCACGCCGGAGCUGUGGCAGCUGGUGUACGGCGCCGCCUCCUCCGCCUCCUCCUCCUCCGCCUCCUCCACUGGGGCGGCGGUGGCGCUGCGCGACGUGCUGCGUGGCCGCGCCGUGUGCCGCGGCUUCAGGGCCGCGCUGCCCAAGGCGCUGCGCAGCGCGGUGCUGGACCGGCCGCUCAGCCAGGCCGACCUCCUGUGGGUGUGCCGCACCUUCCCGCACCUGCAACAGCUGGAGCUGCGGUCGCGACCGACUGCAGCCGCAGCCGCUCCUACAACCGCUACUGCCAGGAACUGGGCGGGCGGCGGAAGGGGCGCAGAGAAAGAGGAGGAGGACGAUGAGGAGGAGGAGGAGGCGGGCGGUGUCCGGGACUGGAGUCAUUGGGGGGACUGGAGCGGGAGGCGGCGCAGGCGGCAGGCGGCUCAGCAGCAGCAGGCUCUGGACCUGAGCCCGGCUGCGGGCGUGUGGCUGCCCCACCUUCAGGAGCUCACGGUGACGUUCACGCCGCUGCGCACGUGUGUGUUCACCUCCGCCAACACGCCGAGGCUGCAGCGGCUGGCGGUCAUGCAGCUGCAGGACUCGGGCCCCCUGGACGCCUUCCACCUGCAGCUGCCGGAGCUCACCUGUGCGAGCCUGGACGGCGUGUCGGUGCGUGACGGCUCCGGCUUCGGCGCCUCGCUGUCCGCCUGCCCCCGCCUGCGCGCCUUCACCGCCGGGCGGCUGCUGGGCGUGCACGGCAGCCACCACCUGGCGCUGCCCGCCUGCCAGCAGCUGUGCCUGCACAGGUGCGAGGACCUGCGCGGUCUGCGGCUGUGGGCGCCGCGGCUGCAGCUGCUGGACCUCACCGGCUGCAUGAGCCUGUCGCGGGUGGAGCUCGUGGCUGACGAGGAGGCCCUCGGGGGCCGCAGUGGCGCCGUGCCGUCUGGUGCAGGGGGACCGCAGGUGCUGCUGGCUCCAGAGCGAGGUGCGGCCGGCAGCGCGGCUGCCCCCGCAUCCAAGGAGCAGCUGCUGUCGCCGGGCCUGUCGCGGACAGGGGUAGCGCUGGCGCCAGCCGGCCCGGCGGCGGCCGACGGCACAGCUAGUGUCGUUGGCGCCAGUGGCUCCUACUCCGCAGCAGCAGGGCCUGCGCCGGACACGUCCGCGGCGCCGGUGGUGGUGGACCUGUCCGGCACCCUGGCCAGCAGCACCACACUGCAGCACCUGAAGAGCCACCCCCGGGUGCAGAAACUACUGCUACUGCCGGAGGGCGCCGGCGCAUGCAGCAGCAGUAGCAGUGGUGGUGGUGGGGCUGGGGAUGGCGGGGGCGGCGCUGUAGGGCUGGCAGGUGCUAGCGGCGGUGGGCCGGGCAGCGGAGGAGGAAGUGGAGAGUUGGGUCGGGGCGCAGGUGCUGGCCCGGUGGUGUCGGCGGGUGAGGGCAGUGGGUCUGCUGUGGGUGCUGCCCGCGAGGAGGCUGCGACGGCGGCUGUAUCACACCUGGCGGCUGCGCUCGCGGGUGCAUCGCUGCACUACUAGUGCUCGGGGCAACCUAGGGCGAGGGGACGCGGUGUGCAGGCCGCCCGCUGGGCUGGCGAGGGGCUCGGUUGAUGUCUGGCUGCGUGGUCACUUAUGGAGCCAAUAAACACAAAUGCACAAACGCGGUUGUAGAGCUGGCUUCCUUGUGCUGUCUCAUGGUGCACGCGGCCGUUGCUUGCUGACUGCGCCGCCUGGUGCCGCUGCGGCAAUGUGGGUGAUGCCAGGGGAGAUUGUCAUCUCUUGUAGCCGGAACGCCGUAAAAGG
Molecule: messenger RNA, 2106 nt
Organism: Chlamydomonas reinhardtii
Lineage: Eukaryota; Viridiplantae; Chlorophyta; Chlorophyceae; Chlamydomonadales; Chlamydomonadaceae
Exons: 7
Coding region: 241-1842 (533 amino acids)
Source: RefSeq, a predicted model, not a curated record